Xyrichtys novacula (pearly razorfish) is the source of this 27543-nucleotide messenger RNA. NCBI's taxonomy places the organism in Eukaryota, Metazoa, Chordata, Actinopteri, Labriformes, Labridae. The record is from the annotation of a GenBank genome assembly.
CACUGGAGUAAGAUGGCCGCCGUGGAGGGACGCCGGUGACUCCACUUCGAGUCAACUAGCCUUUCUUAUACAUAUCUAUGACAGGAAUUAUGUUUGGCAAGAAGGAGCAGCUGAUGACAAAUCACAGAAACUUCCCCAUGGAGAGGACUGUGACGGAGCAGCGCCCCCACUCACUGCUGGCAGCGCAAAUGUGGGCACACACAAGGUACAGACGCGCCAAACUUUCCCCUCUCUGCUGGAGUCUCCUGUCGGCAGGUAAACACCGCCAUCAUUUCUCUUUCUAAACACUAUCAAGGUUUCACACUCGGGGACUCUAUUUUUAACAUGAAAACUAAAUCUAAACGGGGUCAGACCCACUUACCGGCAAAAGGUGUAUUGCAUCCAUGCUCUGCUGUGUCUGCUAGUGUAUCCAAACACGGAAACGGAGCGCACCAUUUCCGCACAGUAAAUAGGCGAAUGUGGCGGUCAAAUGUGGUCAAAUGAUUUAAGAAAAUAGAACUCUUUGUUGUUUUGCAUUUAUCCCUUAAAAUUCAUGCACUGUUUAAAGAGAAAUUGCAGUCACAUUUUUAAAGGGAUUAUGUUGAAAUUAUGUUGGCUGCUAAUCAAUGCUCAACUGAGGGGGCCAGGGGAGCUAAAAGAGGGCUGCUCAGGAUUUUGAGUCAGUCCUCUUUAGUUUGCACAGACGGUAGAGCUUAGCUUAAAUUGACUUUGCAUUGCCACAGGUUUGUCCUCCCGUGAGUCUUUAUGAGUUACUGCAGAACUCUUGCCUUGGUGGCUUUCUUUGUUGUAGAUUUUGUAAAUGGUGAUGUGAUCGUUUUACACAUUUUUGUACAUAUUUUUGCACUGCACCUUGGGAGGCUGGCUGCAGAUAAAUUUUACUGAAAUGCAUUUUUUUCAAGUAGGUUAUGUCUGUGUUUUCCACUUUUAGUGAGUUUUCAGGGAAAACAUCUUGCAGGUAUGAAGGAUGCAGUUUGUUUUGGGGGCUCCCAGUGGGAAAAGCUUUGCAUUGUGUUUCUGCGUAAAGACGUCUAUUGUUUCCAGCAGAGUGCAGUUCCCAUACAGCUGUGUAGCUUUCUUUAGUUUUAUGUUUUUUGCCAUCUUGCCACUCGCUGAGGUACUAUUUUAGCUCAGCCUACAGUAACUUUAAAAGUUAUGAGAUACUGGAACACUGCCUACGAUAAUUCUUCCUCGGCUGUUUUCUUGUUAUUUUUAAUUGAGACUGUCAAUCAAACCAGCACUCCACAGGGUUCAUUUCCUUUAUAGUACACCACCAUUUCAUUUGAAUGCAUAAUUAGGACCUAAUGAUAGGAAAAGCUAUUAUUAGGUGUUGCCACUAGGCAUGUAUCCAGCAUGCUUUGAGCAGCUGUUUGGUGCAAUACUCUGGAUAAAAUACUCCAAUUGGAUUUUAAACUGAUAUACUGGUUGCAAUGAUGUAAAGAAUGCAGCUCACUUUUUAGACAAGAAAAAAAGGGAAUUACAAGUGCAUCCAAUUCAUUUUAUUUUCUAGGAAUUCUUCAUUUUCUUCUCUUUUUUUGAGAGAAAUAACCACAACCAUUUCUUUUUAACAGAUUACUUCCACCUCACUGUUUGGUUCCUCUGGGAUUUAAGCUACCGUGAAUGUGUCAUAAAUUUCACAGUUUUCUUGUAUGAUUUCCCACAUUUUCAGGCUGACAGUGACUGCUAUCUUUUUGCUUAAGAAUUAAAAAAUUUGCUGAUUAUUUCAUUUUAUUUUUAUUAGUGCCUUAUUAGUGCCAUUAAAAUCUGUGAAUGCCCUGGACCUCUGCCAGUAAAGCGUUUUUUUUAAUUAGAUAUGAAAAGGUCUCAAUAAUUGAUUGAUAAAUAAAACAUCUCUAUUAUAGUUGCUAAAACAUUCAACAAUGUCACUUUCAUAAUAGAUAAAAUUGACUGAAUUUCCAGCACUGGCCUGAGUUCCUGCCAACACUGUGUGAGUUUGUCUCCUCAUGAACACCUCCAACGCUGUAUAUGAAGGUCAUCAGCAAGGGUACCAGAGUAAUUAUAUAUUUUCACUUCUGCAAGCCAAUCAGUAAAAGCCAUUCUUGGCCCUUGGCAGGUCAGAGUUCACUGCUCUCAGAGUGGUCACACAGCAAUUAACCUGCUAUGCAUACUGUACAAACGGUCUCUCCUCUUUUGUUCCUGCCUUUCUCUCGCUCUCUUACAUUUUGGGGUCCAAAUGCAUGCGUAGCCUAUAAACUGCUCUUCCUCCCUGCUUACUUUCCAUUUUUGCCUUUAUAUAUAGAUUCAGUUCUUUCAAAUCGAGUAUUUUAGUGUAGACAUUUGCACAUUGUAUUGGAGAGAUUUAGAAAAAAAUGUAAUCUUAGGUAAACAGCAAGCUUUCUGCCCAUCUUUCUCAAUACCUGCAUCCUGUCUUUUCUUCAUUGCACGACACUGCGAUGUACCUUGUGCACAGACACACACACACACGCACACAAAGAGGCACAAUACAUGAUGCGGUGUGGGGUUUUCACCUUUUCUUGCAGACACAUGCCAUUUCAGGUUUGCAUGUGCAGCAUUUCCCCCCCCGAGCUAAGAGGCUGCCUCGUGACAUACUCUAGGAAUAUUCGUAGACACAUGGACUUCUCCUCACACAUUAUUAAGGCUGUAAUUCUGUAAUGUUAUCUUCAAAGUCUGACAUUAAUUUUAUGUGUUUAAAGAAUACAUUUAACUUCAAAACAAAAGGUGUACACUUAUAUAAAGUCUCCACCUUGGCUUUCUCACAAAUCCAUUAUAGAUAGAUAGAUAGAUAGAUAGAUAGAUAGAUAGACUGUUACAACUGUAAAGGGAUGUUCAGUUAUAUUUGCUCUGUAAUAAUACAGAAACUUGUCCAUGAAAACAUCAUGGAAGUCUGUAUAACAGACGAGAAGCUUGACAAAGACAGAGUGGCACUGAAGUUAACCUCCAUUACACACACACAUAAACAUCAACACACACACGAACACCCAGACACACACACACAGAAAGAAAACAGGGGAAGGAAACACUGCUGUUUUCUUUUAUGACAGCCUGGCAGUAUAUUAAUAUUACAUAUUACACCCAAACAUCAUUUUUAUUUAUUAAUUUAUCUGUUAAAUGUCUUUUCUUAUCGCUGCUAGCAAACCAUCUGCUGUUUGGAAACACGGGGUUGAAUGAAGGCGUGGGAAUGUUCAGCACAAUAGAACAUAAUAGAAUCACAAACACAAGUGCGUUUUACAGACCUAACAGAUUAGUGUACUGUAGAAGACAAUGAAUAAUUCUCUUUCUCUAUUAAAACCUUCAUAACAAAGCAGGAGCUGGUGCGUCUUAUCAGUGCUGACAGGAUGUAUGGGUGUAUUUUUAGGGCCCGAGCGUAGCUGCUAAGCAGCUGCGAGAGCCCUCUUGUUCCUGCAUGUUUCCUUCUUUUGUUAUUAGGGCCCGAGCGUAGCUGCUAAGCAGCUGCGAGAGCCCUAUUAUUCCCCAAGGGGUUUUUCUUUGUUUCUUUUUUCUUUUUCCUCCCCUUUGAACUGGAAAAUGGCCCACUUCCCACUGGCGAAAACUCAUGAAAUUUGGCAGGACGACCGGGCCUGGUGAAAAAUUUGAUAUUCCGAAGUCGCCCAAACAAGAAAAUGCAAAAUGGCUCCAUAGCGCCCCCUAAGGUGAAAAAUUCACCUGACGCCUGUACGCUUUGUCAAAAUGACACAAAAAUUGACACACACAUGUAUCUCAAUAAGAUCUACAAAAAAGUCAGUGCGGGCGUAUCUGUCAAAUGUACGGUUAAAGGGUUAUUGCGCAUUUUUUGCCGAUCCGCACACAUUGGAAUUUCGCUAACUCCUCCGAAGGCUUUCGUUCCACCGGCACCACAUUUGCUCAGGCCAAUCUACACCCCAUGGCCAUUAAAAGUUAUUCAAAUCAUGACGCUGCACCCCACGGUUUAGGUUCUAGGGGGCGCCAAAGAUAACACUAAAAUCCACAUAUUUCAAAGUCUUAUAACUUUUUAUUUUUGUCCUCACUGGCCUCCAAGUUUUCUAGGAUGAUGCAAUGUCCAGCCAUCAACACAUUUGUGAAGGAAUUUUUACUCCCCAAAAGAGCGCCCCCCCAUGGCAGGAGAAAAAAGUCCAUUUUUUCUUGUCCCCUAAGGUGAAAAUACACAUUGUUGAGUGUCACGCCUGUACGCUUUGUCAAAAUGACACAAAAAUUGACACACACAUGUAUCUCAAUAAGAUCUACAAAAAAGUCAAUGGGCGCGUAUCUGUCAAAUGUACGGUUAAAGGGUUAUUCCGCAUUUUUUGCCGAUUCGCACACAUUGGAAUUUCGCUAACUCCUCCGAAGGCUUUCGUUCCACCGGCACCACAUUUGCUCAGGCCAAAUUACACCCCAUGGCCAUUAAAAGUUAUUCAAAUCAUGACGCUGCACCCCACGGUUUACGUUCUAGGGGGCGCCAAAGAUAACCCAAAAAUCCAAAUUUUUAAAAGUCUUAUAACUUUUUAUUUUUGUCCUCACUGGCCUCCAAGUUUUCUAGGAUGAUGCAAUGUCCAGCCAUCAACACAUUUGUGAAGGAAUUUUUACUCCCUAAAAGAGCGCCCCCCCAUGGCAGGAGAAAAAAGUCCAUUUUUUCUUGUCCCCUAAGGUGAAAAUACACAUUGUUGACUGUCACGCCUGUACGCUUUGGCAAAAUGACACAAAAAUUGACAAUCAUGUGUAUCUCAAUUAGAUCUACGAAAAAGUCAAGAGCGCGUAUCUGUAUAAUGUACGGUAAAAGGGCUAUUUUGCAUUUUUUGCCGAUUCGCACAUAUUGGAAUUUCGCUAACUCCUCCUAAGGCUUUCGUCCCACUGACACCAAAUUUGCUCAGGCCAAUCUACACUCCAUGGCCAUUCAAAGUUGUAAAAAUCAUGACGCGGCACCCCACGGUUUACGUUUUAGGGGGCGCCAAAGAUGACCCAAAUAUACAUUACAGUAGACAAAGUAGUUUUGCCCACUGAGUGGCGCCAAAGGGACUUGUCUGUGGAGUCUGUGAGUCACUAUUGGCCGUUUUUGACUACUUUAGAUUUUACCUUUAUAUUUCCUCUUACAAAAUUUUUACCUUGCCUUGCCUGGUAUCAUUUUUUUCAGCACAACCUCACCUGUGUCAAUUUACAGUUAUUUUAUCAUUUUGACAUACUAUAUUUACACAUUGGACCCAAAUUCACACACAAAACAUAAAAUCCGAGUGGAAAAAAGUAACGUUUUUACUGUGAAAACCACAAAUAUGUGUGAUGAACUGUUUUUAAAACUUAAACUUCAAAUAAAAAUUGUAAACUUCAAAACAUAUGCAAAUUUUUAACAAAGAACAUAGUAAUUUACCUCUAUUUACAUCAAAAUGCAGGCAAUGGCCCAGGUGUUCUUUGUAAAAUUAUUUACAAAACACUGUAUAGUCUCACAAAUGUCACUUUUUAUUUAUGCCACUACAAAAAAACAUGAUGUAAAUGAUGCAUGAUGUAAAACAUGAUGUAAAAAACUUGUGUAGAUCCUCCUCUAUGUCAGUCCAUGUGUAAUUUUUCCAUAAUUCUUUGUUUUUUGCAGCAUUUUUGUUAGUGUAACUGCAGAUUGUGCUGACAGUGUCUAUGGCAAAAAAAAAAAAAACUGAAAAUGCCUCAACAUGAACCCCUGGUGGUCUCUGAGGGUGAAACCUGCUAACUGCUGCAGCUCUGUCAGCUUCAGUCUCCCAUGCAGAGCUCGGAGCGCAUGUGUGGCUCUGCACCCUUAGCAGCGUUGCUAACUCCUCAGUAAGGAAAGCCUGCUUCAUGUCAGAGUCUCUAAACUCCAGAAGAAGUCGAUAAAAGUCACUUUCUUUCUAAAAAAACGUCGUUAGGGGGUCUGAAAAGUCAUUGAAUCUAACAACAAAGUCGCUAGGUUUGCAACUACGUGUCCCAGACUGCAUCCCUGCUGAGAGUCCCUCCCUCCCUUCUCAUAUUGCAGGAAGAACGUAAGCGCCCGCCCCUUGUCAAUCAGUCACCAUAUAAUUUUGGAUUGGUUGUUGUGGUGAAGUUUUCCACCAAUAGGAGAGAUGUUGUGGUGUGUUUUUUUUUUCCUUUGGCAAGCCUUUUCCGCCUGUAAGACCUGUCGCUAAUGUCUGCAUGCUAUGUUUUCCUGUCUCAUACAGCGCGAUCGAGCGCCGAACGUGAUCAAAAUAAGCAGAAAACAAGUAUCGCGGACAUAAUUUAUCAUAACUCUGGUUUUAUUUGGCCUAUCAACACAAUUUAAAAACUGGUAUAUAGGUUGAGGUCCUCACUUUUGAGAUAAGUUGAAACGGAGAGUCAACGAGGCUCCGUCUUGCAGCUACAUCCGGUUAAAUAUGUCAUGUGACUUGAACGCACACACACACACACACACACACACACACACACACACACACGCACACACACACACUCAGAGUCUGGUUUUUAGCACCUGCAAAAACAUGCUAUUUACAUAUUUGACAAGAAUGCAGAGGCUCCUUUUGCCCCUGAAAAAAAUCAAAUUUCAAACACAACUUGACUGGUCAUUUCUCCAAAAGACAACCAUGAAGCUCCAUCCAAACCUGAAGCAGGCAGUUGGUGCAUGUGUACAGUAACCUGAGGGGAGUGAGGUGACUGCUUCUGAGGAGAACAUGAGCAGUGAAGAUUCACCUUAGAGCUAGAACAGAGACGUGCACAUGAUUAUACAGGGGCAGGGGCUCAAGUUUUUUCCAGUUGUUUAUACAAUAUGGAAAUUAAUGUGAAAUUAAAAAACAAAGUAUUAAUAGAAAGGUAAUGAAUGUCCUGUGUAGGUGACAGUGAUAUCCAAUAGGCUAGGCACUCACGAGGCUGGCUGUGGCAAGUGUAAGUGAAAGCAACAUGCACUGGCAGGAAGAACAGCAAACGCCGAUGAAGGAAAAGGGUCUUUGCAGUGAUGGGCGUUACCAGAGAGGGCGAUGGCCAGAGGACGCGAAUAGGACGGGGAGGCAGCGCGUUGGGGGGGGGGACGCGACACAGCUCGGGCCCGCCAGUGCCCCAACGGGGUCCUAGUUAUUAUUUUUCCUCCCCUUUGAACUGGAAAAUGGCCCACUUCCCACUGGCGAAAACUCAUGAAAUUUGGCAGGACGACCGGGCCUGGUGAAAAAUUUGAUAUUCCGAAGUCGCCCAAACAAGAAAAUGCAAAAUGGCUCCAUAGCGCCCCCUAAGGUGAAAAAUUCACCUGACGCCUGUACGCUUUGUCAAAAUGACACAAAAAUCGACACACACAUGUAUCUCAAUAAGAUCUACAAAAAAGUCAGUGCGGGCGUAUCUGUCAAAUGUACGGUUAAAGGGUUAUUGCGCAUUUUUUGCCGAUCCGCACACAUUGGAAUUUCGCUAACUCCUCCGAAGGCUUUCGUUCCACCGGCACCACAUUUGCUCAGGCCAAUCUACACCCCAUGGCCAUUAAAAGUUAUUCAAAUCAUGACGCUGCACCCCACGGUUUAGGUUCUAGGGGGCGCCAAAGAUAACACUAAAAUCCACAUAUUUCAAAGUCUUAUAACUUUUUAUUUUUGUCCUCACUGGCCUCCAAGUUUUCUAGGAUGAUGCAAUGUCCAGCCAUCAACACAUUUGUGAAGGAAUUUUUACUCCCCAAAAGAGCGCCCCCCCAUGGCAGGAGAAAAAAGUCCAUUUUUUCUUGUCCCCUAAGGUGAAAAUACACAUUGUUGAGUGUCACGCCUGUACGCUUUGUCAAAAUGACACAAAAAUUGACACACACAUGUAUCUCAAUAAGAUCUACAAAAAAGUCAAUGGGCGCGUAUCUGUUAAAUGUACGGUUAAAGGGUUAUUCCGCAUUUUUUGCCGAUUCGCACACAUUGGAAUUUCGCUAACUCCUCCGAAGGCUUUCGUUCCACCGGCACCACAUUUGCUCAGGCCAAAUUACACCCCAUGGCCAUUAAAAGUUAUUCAAAUCAUGACGCUGCACCCCACGGUUUACGUUCUAGGGGGCGCCAAAGAUAACCCAAAAAUCCAAAUUUUUAAAAGUCUUAUAACUUUUUAUUUUUGUCCUCACUGGCCUCCAAGUUUUCUAGGAUGAUGCAAUGUCCAGCCAUCAACACAUUUGUGAAGGAAUUUUUACUCCCUCAAAGAGCGCCCCCCCAUGGCAGGAGAAAAAAGUCCAUUUUUUCUUGUCCCCUAAGGUGAAAAUACACAUUGUUGACUGUCACGCCUGUACGCUUUGGCAAAAUGACACAAAAAUUGACAAUCAUGUGUAUCUCAAUUAGAUCUACGAAAAAGUAAAGAGCGCGUAUCUGUAUAAUGUACGGUAAAAGGGCUAUUUUGCAUUUUUUGCCGAUUCGCACAUAUUGGAAUUUCGCUAACUCCUCCUAAGGCUUUCGUCCCACUGACACCAAAUUUGCUCAGGCCAAUCUACACUCCAUGGCCAUUCAAAGUUGUAAAAAUCAUGACGCGGCACCCCACGGUUUACGUUUUAGGGGGCGCCAAAGAUGACCCAAAUAUACAUUACAGUAGACAAAGUAGUUUUGCCCACUGAGUGGCGCCAAAGGGACUUGUCUGUGGAGUCUGUGAGUCACUAUUGGCCGUUUUUGACUAAUUUAGAUUUUACCUUUAUAUUUCCUCUUACAAAAUUUUUACCUUGCCUUGCCUGGUAUCAUUUUCUUCAGCACAACCUCACCUGUGUCAAUUUACAGUUAUUUUAUCAUUUUGACAUACUAUAUUUACACAUUGGACCCAAAUUCACACACAAAACAUAAAAUCCGAGUGGAAAAAAGUAAUGUUUUUACUGUGAAAACCACAAAUAUGUGUGAUGAACUGUUUGUAAAACUUAAACUUCAAAUAAAAAUUGUAAACUUCAAAACAUGCAAAUUUUUAACAAAGAACAUAGUAAUUUACCUCUAUUUACAUCAAAAUGCAGGCAAUGGCCCAGGUGUUCUUUGUAAAAUUAUUUACAAAACACUGUAUAGUCUCACAAAUGUCACUUUUUAUUUAUGCCACUACAAAAAAACAUGAUGUAAAUGAUGCAUGAUGUAAAACAUGAUGUAAAAAAUUUGUGUAGAUCCUCCUCUAUGUCAGUCCAUGUGUAAUUUUUCCAUAAUUCUUUGUUUUUUGCAGCAUUUUUGUUAGUGUAACUGCAGAUUGUGCUGACAGUGUCUAUGGCAAAAAAAAAAAAAAAAACUGAAAAUGCCUCAACAUGAACCCCUGGUGGUCUCUGAGGGUGAAACCUGCUAACUGCUGCAGCUCUGUCAGCUUCAGUCUCCCAUGCAGAGCUCGGAGCGCAUGUGUGGCUUUGCACCCUUAGCAGCGUUGCUAACUCCUCAGUAAGGAAAGCCUGCUUCAUGUCAGAGUCUCUAAACUCCAGAAGAAGUCGAUAAAAGUCACUUUCUAUCUAAAAAAACGUCGUUAGGGGGUCUGAAAAGUCAUUGAAUCUAACAACAAAGUCGCUAGGUUUGCAACUACGUGUCCCAGACUGCAUCCCUGCUGAGAGUCCCUCCCUCCCUUCUCAUAUUGCAGGAAGAACGUAAGCACCCGCCCCUUGUCAAUCAGUCACCAUAUAAUUUUGGAUUGGUUGUUGUGGUGAAGUUUUCCACCAAAAGGAGAGAUGUUGUGGUGUGUUUUUUUUUUCCUUUGGCAAGCCUUUUCCGCCUGUAAGACCUGUCGCUAAUGUCUGCAUGCUAUGUUUUCCUGUCUCAUACAGCGCGAUCGAGCGCCGAACGUGAUCAAAAUAAGCAGAAAACAAGUAUCGCGGACAUAAUUUAUCAUAACUCUGGUUUUAUUUGGCCUAUCAACACAAUUUAAAAACUGGUAUAUAGGUUGAGGUCCUCACUUUUGAGAUAAGUUGAAACGGAGAGUCAACGAGGCUCCGUCUUGCAGCUACAUCCGGUUAAAUAUGUCAUGUGACUUGAACGCACACACACACACACACACACACACACACACACACACACACACACACACACAGACACACACACGCACACACACACACACACUCAGAGUCUGGUUUUUAGCACCUGCAAAAACAUGCUAUUUACAUAUUUGACAAGAAUGCAGAGGCUCCUUUUGCCCCUGAAAAAAAUCAAAUUUCAAACACAACUUGACUGGUCAUUUCUCCAAAAGACAACCAUGAAGCUCCAUCCAAACCUGAAGCAGGCAGUUGGUGCAUGUGUACAGUAACCUGAGGGGAGUGAGGUGACUGCUUCUGAGGAGAACAUGAGCAGUGAAGAUUCACCUUAGAGCUAGAACAGAGACGUGCACAUGAUUAUACAGGGGCAGGGGCUCAAGUUUUUUCCAGUUGUUUAUACAAUAUGGAAAUUAAUGUGAAAUUAAAAAACAAAGUAUUAAUAGAAAGGUAAUGACUGUCCUGUGUAGGUGACAGUGAUAUCCAAUAGGCUAGGCACUCACGAAGCUGGCUGUGGCAAGUGUAAGUGAAAGCAACAUGCACUGGCAGGAAGAACAGCAAACGCCGAUGAAGGAAAAGGGUCUUUGCAGUGAUGGGCGUUACCAGAGAGGGCGAUGGCCAGAGGACACAAAUGGGACGGGGAGGCAGCGCGUUGGGGGGGGGACGCGACACAGCUCGGGCCCGCCAGUGCCCCAACGGGGUCCUAGUUUUUUUUAUUCCAGGAAAGCACAAGACAUGAAAAUGCUGGAUGACUCUGAAUUACCAAGAAUAGACUUUUUCAGUCUUUUUCUUUUGCAAUUACACAGAAAUUUAGGUGACAAAGACCUUACAUUAACAUCAUAAUAUGCUUCAAUUCAAACAAAAUCCUCUGAAAUGAUUUUCUUUUUUUUUUUCUGAAUAGCCGCAUCCACCGUUUUAUACAAAGAUAGACAGUCAAGCGCACAGAAGAACUGACAGCCAGACAAACAGGCAGACAAAGAGAGAGAUAGCCACAUGUAGCAUACUGUCGGUAAAAAGGAAUAAGAAGAACCAAAAAAGACUUUGUCAUAUUGAACACUUCUUAAGAGUCUUUUCUUUGGUUUCUGUGGUUUACUUUAUUUACAUCGAGAUGGUGCUGAAUAACCACGGCACAAAUAGAAAAUGCAGUUUCUGCCUGUCUUUUUGGUUAACUUUGUUGUGUAUUUUUGGAAGUUAUCAGAAAACAGUUUUUAUCCAUGCUUCAUACAGUUGAUUUAACUUUUUUUUUGCUGGACUCUGUUGUUUUUUCCCCUUUGAGUGAAAACCAUAUUCACACAGUGGCCAUGUUCCUGGAACUUCAUGUUCAGGUUGAGAGGCUCUGUUGUUAUUGUUUCUUACUGCUGUGUCUCAGUUUCUAAGCCAGAUAAACAUCAAAAUCUGACAAACUUUUCACUUUCCUGCUCCCCAGUCAAUAAGACACUUCAGUGACAAUGUACACUGACAUUUCAGAGCGUCAUUGGGCCUGUCAAGCUGCUUUGACCUUUUCAUUUGUUUUCAUUUUUUUAUUUUUAUUUUUUUUUUGGGGGGGGGGGGUAUCUUGGCAAAUUCAUGAAUCUAUCUUUUCUACUGUUUCAAGAAAAGUGUUGGCAAACAAGUAACAUUUCUUAUGCAUCAUCAAGACUACCAAUGUCUGCCAACAUUGUGUCCAGAAACAAUUCAGUUUUGGCAAAAUUACAUAAAUUAAGGAUGAAUAUUUACUUUAAAGUUAGCUUGUGCAAAAGUUAAAAAAGUAUGUCAUUAUUGUUUCACUUAUGCCCAUCUUUUGCAUAGUGAGUUAAAACAACAUUAUGGCUUGCAGAGUUUUGCCUUAGACUCAUGUACAAUUCAAGCUAAAAACUCACUCAAACAUUUUUAAGAAAGUGGUGAGAUGCUAACGAUAGCUGGGCUGGGAUAGUCACUGUGUAAGUGGAAAAUUAUGAUCGUCUUGUAGUCAUAUGUUUCAAGUGCACCUUGCAUAUUCCUUUUGUAUAUAUUUGUUAAAACACUAUCAUAGUUUUGUACUUCUACUCAGCUAAUGGGUUAUGUUAUAGACUCUGUAAUUUGAAAUAUAACCUAAUGUCUCUCUCAUAGACUGUAUAAACUUAGUUCCGCUUUCCGCCAGUAUACGGAUUUGAAGCUGAAAAGCUCUCUGUAUUUCUGCAUUUCUUCUCCAUUUCCUGAAAUCAACAUUGCGCAGUAGCGUUCCACUCCACCACUUGCUCAGAAGCAUUGUACGCAUUUGGAGGGAGAGUCGCUGUGAUAACACAGGUAUUUUAGUUUAUCUUUAUUUCAGAUUAUUAAGUUUUUUAGGGAGAGUUUCUGUUUGUGACUUCAGCCUUUAUCCACCUAAAAUUACUCACUCCUGUUCUUGUUAUUGCGCUUUGCUAAUGGUAAUAAAUUGUAUUCCUUAAUCGAGGAUGUAUUUCGGCUGGUUAAAGGACCUUUUCAAUCUUUUCUUACUUCUAUUUUGCCCUCUUUUCCUCCUACAUUAGUGCUUAACACUAACAUAAAGACUUUUUCUGACAACAGCAUGAUAUGUGAACACUUUCACCCACUGCUCUGCCUUGAACAACUUUCUGUAGCUGCUGCUGCUUCUUCUCAAUUAUGUUUCUCUUUUGUAAAAAGAAGUAUCUGAAAAAAAUAAAAACACUGAACGUUUAAUGUUGUAGAUGCGUGUUUGCUGAAAGUCUGUGGACAGAUCUCAUAAUGGUGACAAAUAUAAAUCUGCAGUUUCAUGCAGCUCCUCCCCGCCUCUGAUUUCUGCCGCUUGGCUUGCCAGAUAAGAUCCUCAACUUCAAACAUGCAGUCAACGCUCAUUCUGCUAAAGCAGAGAUAGAGAAGGAGGCUUUCUGAGUUCGGAGAUGUUUUCAAUACAGUAUGUGGGCCUGCUAUAGAGAUGGUGAUAAUGUGAAAACAUGGAGUAUAAAUAAAUGAAAGCUCUGAGUAUGGAUUUCCCCAACACAAACAGUACAAUAACAAAACAAUGUCCAUAACACUGACAAACACUUCUCCGUGUGCCAAAUGUUCUUCAGUUUACACACAGAAUAUACUUACUUAUGCAUGUGAGCUCUUCGUUUAUUUUAUCAGCCCCAAAGCAGCAGUUUCAUCAAAGACAAACUUUGAGAGAAUAUAGGUUAGUCUUUCAUCCAAACUGUUUCUGCUUCUCCUUAAACCUUUUUUUAAGUGUUUCAUAAUGAACAUCCCAAGCGUGUCUGUCUGGGAAGUUGGUAAUGGAAUAUUUAUAGAAUAAUUCCGGGAAUACUUGUGGGAAACUCGAGGUUUAACAAGCAGCUUUGUUCUGCUGAGGCACGAUUUCUGAUUUCCUAAGUUGCAGCUCUCCCUUUGUCUUUUUGGGUCUCAGUCUCUCUCUGUUAUUCUUUCUCUGUUCUCUUGUAUACACAGUACAGUACCCAUCUCCUUGACUACCUACCUUCGAUCAGUCUCAGUUUUUAACAUCAGACACCUAAGCUUAGUCAGAACCUCAUUCUGAACCUCAUGCCUUAAGCAUUACAGUAGUAGCUGGCAGAAAUAUUGCAGAACUCAUCCAUCCUGCAAAAUAUUCUCUGGUAAUUGUCACUGCGGGAGAUGCGUGUAAUAUGCACGCUGUGUCUCAAAACUGUCUUUAAUAACCAUUCCUCAUGUGAUUCUGUGCACCAUCUGACAGCUGGAGACAGCUGGAAUCUCCAAAAUAAUUCCCCUUGGGGAUCGAACCACAGUACCACAGCAGUUCAAUUCAGUUUAGCGAUGCGGGUGAGACUUACAAAUUUAAAUCCUUCAUUUUUGUCUCUGGAGCCGGCAGAAUGAAAGAGUAAUGUGAACCAUUACAUGCAUGUUUUACUGCAGUCUGAUCCAACACAAUAGUCACAAAGUUUGAGUGAAAGUUUCUCACCUGAGCUACUCCCACCUGGCAUUUCUAAAAUGGCAGUUCAGCAUGUGUUUGAUGUACAUGUAUCCCAGAGUGCAUUGCAGUUAAAUGUCACCAGAUGUUUUGGGAUAAACGUUUUCGCAGGAGUUCAAAUCCUCUGUGGACUCAGAAACCUACAAGGAUUAAAGUCUUGAACCAAGGGGUGAGUGUGUGUGAGAGUGUGUGUGUAUGUGCGUGAGAGAGAGAGGAAAGGUUUGAACUACACACUAUCUGACUUCAGACAGCUUGUGAAAUAUGGAUGAACUGGUAAAUAUUUUCCUCUAGAUUUUGCCUGUCAGGUGAUGCCAUGUCCUGGGGGAAAUACCGCCCUUAACUUACAUCAAUCAAAGUUUGUUUGGUUUUGUCAACAGAGUCAACACAGUGUUAUUGUGGAGUGUGUGUGAAUCACACUGUGUGGAGAAUUUAUUAACACUAUUUAUGUGGCAAUUACAAAGUUUUCAAUUGGAAGUUGUCUUUGUAGUUAUGUGUGAAUGGUUCACAAAAGCUCUGUAAAGCAUAUGUGAUUUAAUCGAGUGUUAAACAUUUGUGACUGAUAACUCACAAAGCAUCACAAAGCAUAAAAAAAGAGGAUAGAGACAGGUAGGGCUGGGUGAUAUGGGAAAAAGUUUAUCACGAUAUAUUUUUUUCAUAUCAGUCGAUAUCGAUACAUAUAUCACAAUAUAAAAAAAUCACUUGUCAAUCUUGAAUGUUCCCUGUUACUCUUAUAUGAAAUUUAAGAGUACUUAUUGGUAGCAUGUCUUUUGCAAUACAAUAAGCUUCUGCAUCUGUGAGGUCUUUGUGUCUCUUCGACUUUUUAUCGUAAGGCGUGGCGCUAGAGAAAGCGGACUGAAUGGUCGGCUAUUUCGGCUGCACAGGCAGCAUGAGCUCCUUGCUCAGCUCUCGGUUUGUAACCUUUUGUAAUGCGCGUGCUCUGCCAUGUGGCACUGCUUCAGGUGGUGAAAGAGAUUUUAGGUAUUUCCCGACUUUGCGAGAACAUGUACUUAAAAUAAUUUGCAGUUCACAUCACUGUGCUUCAUGUCCGACCUCAAAAAACCAAGCCGAUGUCAUCAUCUGUUGAGUCUUCAUCUGCAUUUCUGCCGGGGGUAGCACUCAUUUUUUCUUUUUUUUUCUCACUGACAAUGCUGUCGGCUUCACGUGUUAAAGUGCUAUGAUUGUGUGUAGCUGCAGCCUGCUACUAUGCAGUUGUUUGCUACUUGGUUCUCAUUCAGCACAUGAUUGGUUCAGUGUGAAGUGGACCCAGAGCAACUCCCCUUUUUAUUGGCUAUUCAGUAAGGGUACCAAAACAUGGCAGAAUGCUGACUAUCAAAAAGCAUAUUGACCAUGUUUUAUAUUGAGGGAAAUUAAUUAAUAUAUAUCGUUAUUGUUUUAUCGCCCAGCCCUAUAGGCAGGAAUCAAUAACAACAAAAAGUCAUACAGAACAUACUGUAAAUGUAUUUUCAGUAUGCAGUGGUUAAAUAUUGACAGACACAAACACUGGACACAUAGAUGCAUGUGGGACCUUCACUAUUUUGCUCUGCUACUAUUCAAACAACACAGGAGUCAGAUAGAUUGAGCACUCUCUGUGGGUUAUCCUUUAACAACACAAUCACAGUUGGUCUGUGUGCACAUGUCUAUUCCCAUACUGUUUAUAAGCGGUCAGUUUACUUCUAAUAAAUGUUGGUUAUAACAGAGUGUUACCAAGUUAUCCAGAUACCUUCCUCCUGGUGGAGAAAUGGUUAAUACUGACCUGUUUCAAAUAAGAGCUCAUCUUUCUGUAUCUGAAUGUGUAUUCAGUUUGCCAAUAUUGGACAAAAACUGGACUUCACAGUUUUGCAAAUUGUGGCAAAAAAAGGAAUGCAAAACUGUCAACUUAUUCAACCAAAAGUUUAAUACUUAGCUGCCAGUUUUCUGGAAAACAAGCAUUUAGUGUUUUUCCUACCAGCCAGAUAACCUCUGAUGCUGAAACUUGGAGCCAAUGCAAAAAACACAUUGUUCCCAGAGUCACCACUUCAGUUUUGAAGAUAUUAUGGUUAUUAUGAGUUUUGUAUGAGAAAGGAAAGGACGCUUGUAGCUGUUAUUGAGGAGGUUCAGGGCCUGCCUGAACUCCACCUCUUUGCCUGUUGUUAGUCAACCAAAAUUUGGGUUUAGUCAGCAUUUUCCGGUACCAUAAUACCGCCAAUAAGCUUUGAGAGUCCACUUCAGAAACUGAUGAGUGAUGUCACUGAGAUAACAUCUAUGAGUAAUGCAGCGUGACCCACACUAAAACAUUUUCAUUGCUAUGUGCAAAGGUUGUGUUUUGUUGCAUAUUACAAAUUGCAAGCUCACACUCGUGGAGAUUGCAGGUGAUAGAGCUUGCAAAUACUGUGUAUGAUGCAAAAGACAAAGGCUAUUGACUGCCUCCUACAGCCUGCAGUGAGAAUAAAUCCUUGAAGGCCACAGUUUACUCUGAGGACUGCAAACAGAUGCAGCACUUAACCUGUUCUUUUUGAAUUGCUGUGGUUCACUCCUGAAUCCUCUUUAGUAAUCACAGGUUUUAACACGUCAACUCUGGCUGAAACCUCAGGUUGUACUUGGUCUGGGUAUCCGGGAAGUGUCCUGAAAAGACUUCACCUUACUGUACAUGUUUAUAGGGGAUGAUAACCGUCGGUGCAAAGAGACAGUUUACAUUUAUCUCUGUAAAACUGAUUGAAAAGACACGAUCUUUGGUGAAUACAGCUUCACUUAAUCUUAAUCAAAGACUUGAAUUCACUUAUUAAAGGCAUAGCUGACAAUCCGAGAAGCAGUUGAAAAAAACUGAACCGUUGAAGCAGAUUGGAAAAAAAGGGUCUCACCCCUCACACACAAACCUCUCCCCUAUGUGCUCCACGAUAACCCCCCCCCCCCCACCCCCCGAACCUGUAUCGCCCUCCCCAUGACACUCCCCCUCUGGCAGAGCAAGAAUCGGUAGAAGGUCCUACACUAGCUCCAAAUAGGAUUCACCAUGUCGGAUUGCUCGUGACUAGCGGCAGUAAACACCAGCUCUGCUAGCGAGCACCGUCUGCAGCUGCCUGGACAGCUACCGUGUUGACAUUGCAGUGACUACUAAGAGUUAUUUAUGUAACAUGUGCCACGAUGAAAGUCAAAAAUUACCUGUUCAACAAAAACUCUGCUGUCUCGGCGUCUGUUUUCAGGCCCAAAUCCUAGCAGAACUUUCUCCACCCCUCGAAGGAUGACCCAAUGUUUUUUUGAGUUAGAUUCCUCGCUUGGUCACAUUUCCUCUUCGACCCUGCCCUUUCUCCCAUGGGCAUGCGUUUCCUUCCCACUUUUGGCGGUGGGGCAGGUAGAAGUGUUUUUUGCGUCCUUCUCCAUCACAGCUUCUGUAGCUAAGUUGCUAUGCUACUGUUAGCCGCUUAGAAGUCAAGGGAGGGGACGAGUUGGAACUACGGGAGAGGGGUGUGUUGAAUACAGCGAGGUGAUGGGAUGGAGAGGCGGAGCAGGAGAUUAACCAAUAGGAGCUCUCUGGGAUGGAUGGCUCCCAUUGGUUAAUGUUUUUGCAGCCCUGCACAUGCUAGGGUGAACAGAUGUUUUCCUUUUUUUUUUUUCUCUUCACUUUGUGGAGAUUGCACUAUAGGACCAUGAUCGCCAUAGAAACGAGGUUCAUAAUAAUAACCAAUCUCUCCAAUCAUCAACCAUGCUUUUUAAUUUAGAAAAUACUGGAAAAGAGAGAUGUGUGAGUAGGAAAAGUGGUCAAGUGAGAAAGUGGUGAGAGUCAAAAUAGGAAAGAAAGGCAGAUGCUGUAGGAGAGAGAGAGAGCGAGAGAGAGAAAAAGCGGUACCCCGGAGGCAAAGCUAGUAAAUGAGUCAUCAGAGUGGAUCUGCUAUCAGGUCUAUUCUAACAGUGCCACAAGUGAAUGGAUGCCUUAAAGGUUAGGCAUAAAAUGAUUUCUCAUUUUGCUUCGAUAUCCCCCCAGGUAGACAUUAAUGCUUUAGUUAUGGACUUGACUGUAAAAGCUCCUGGGGUAACGUGCUGCUUGUCUGCCAUAAAUUUCGCCGGCUAUGUAUGCGCACAUUGUGAUUUCAAUAAGGCUGCUUUUAUGGCGAGGAGCGUAUUUUUGUGCAAAUAGUCGCUAAAGUUGAUGUGAUGCUGUGUGUCAUUUCUAUAGCCAGGUAGUCACUCUGUCUGUGGGGCCAACUCCCCGGGUGCUGCUGAUCCUGCAGAUCACAGCUGAGUCCCUGCGCAGCUCUGAUCAUCCUGACCCACAUACACACUCACGCAAACACGCACACAGCACUGCGAGAAACUGUGCAUUCACACAAAAGAAAAAGCCUCACACAAAGCAUUUCCAUUUGAGCUUCAUUUCUGCUCUGUUGAGUCUGUUCGUGUCACAACUUUGCAGAUGUUUUAGCCAUGGGGACAUGAACACUAAAUUUGCACAAAUUCUCUCUGCAGUCGUUUGGUUGGAACAGUGGGUUUUGAAAUGAUAAUGAAUCUGUGGGCCAGGAUCUCCCACAUGGCACCAUGUCUAGCAUGGAAACAGAAGAAAUAAUGAAAAAAAGGCAAGCCCUGGAAAGCAGAAGAAUGAGAUUUUUUUCUGUCAAAUGUGAAAGUCAAAUUCUGGCUGAACUAGAUUUCACCUUCAAGUAGGCUGCGCUUCUCAAAAGCAAUAAAAAGGCAUAAAAUGUGAAACUUAGGUUAAUCUUAUACAGGCAAAGAGCAGAGCUGUCCUCAAAACAAGUGACUAACAUUUUGCUGUUCUGCUUUAUCAAUUAAUCUCUGGACAGAGGCGAUUAUAAAAAGAUAAAACACAUAAAAAAGAUAUGAAUACUCUAAGAUAACAUGAUGAAGCAAUGACUCACAGUUUAAAUUACACAAUCAGAUCACAAAAAAUGCUUGCACACUCCUGCACAUGUGAUGUCAGAGUGCAAUCAGCAGGCGAUAAGGCGUUGUAAAAAAACAUAAACACACUGACAGUAGGCAGAAGAGGGUUAAAAAUCACACACCGUCUUACACUCUCAAACACAAGGAGGGAUUGGUAGUCUACAGGUCAGGUUCCAGUGGGAUAUAACACAGCAGGGAGCAGUGAGAGUCCAGACUCAACUUGUGAACAUGACAGUGGGGGAUGACAUGUAUGAGGAAGUGAAGCCACAGAGCGUGCAUCCCCUGGGUGCAGCAGCUGUCCCUGACCCCGAGCUGCUGUGCAUAUUUGGGACGGGGGACUUGGGGCGUUCUCUGGGCCUGCGUCUGCUGCAAUCUGGAUACAGAGUGGUUUACGGCAGCCGGAGACCCAACAGCUGUGGCCCCCUGCCCGAGGGAGCUCAGGUAGAUUGGUAAAACUGUGACAAAAAAAAAAGGAGAGUGUUUGUAGCUAAAUCGUGUGUCCUAAUGUUGUGAAUGUGUGUUUUUGUUCAGUCGAUGAGCCAUGCUGCAGCAGCCCAGUCAGCCAACAUAAUCUUCAUCUGCGUUCACAGGGAGCACUAUGGAUUCCUGGAGACUAUGGCACCCCACCUGGAGGGAAAGGUGAGUUAAGAUUAACAAGAGUGCAUAACAGGGAGAGCUAUCAACAAACAGUAGUGUUAGAGUUGAUAAGAAAUUAUUAAAGCAGAGAAAAAAGAUUAUUGCUUCUGAUUAAGAUCAUCAGAAACACUGGAGGUACAAACAAAAACUUAAGACAAAUUAUGUCAAAAUCACAGCACUUUGAUUUCAUUAUAAUGAUGCACUACUUUAUCAAAUGGGACACAAAAUAUAGACUUAGAUUUAUGAAAUAAACAAAAUAAGGACUCAAAGAAAACCUCUCUUUUUUUAAACGCUGCCACCUGCUACAACAGUUGUGUAUCAAAUUUGGUCAUUCUCACAUUGUUUUAUGUUCUCUAUUUAUUCAGCUUGUUAUAAAAGAAUACCACUGUCAUUAUCCUAACAUUUAUUUGGGGGGGAUGGGGGUGUUACUGGGGACACUUUUUGCAACUUACAGCGGGCAUAAAACAAGUAGACAAAAGUAAAAGUAAGAUCAUCACUGUCACCUUUUCCAAACUAAACAUAUCAAACAUAUAUUCAAACUGGUUUCUAUCAGCCAAAUUAUAAAGACUCCACAGUGUUAAGGUAUCCAUCUUUUUGUGAGAAAUAAGCAAAACUAAGUUUUGAGGAACAGCUGUUUGCAAAGUGGGGGUAUUUUUCUCUUCUCUAAAAAACCACUGGACAUUUCAAGGUUACUGUAGGGCCCCUAAUGGGGUUUAAACCAUAAAUGUGUGACCACAGAUAUUCGUAAUAUAUGGACUCACAGGUACAAUAGGAAAUAUUAACAGCAAUAUAGAACUGGGUCGUUCACAAUACCUGGAUUAUCAAAAUAAAUUUACUGCUUUGAGGUUUAUAGUCUGUGUAGACACAUUUUUACAUGGGCAUAAUACUGAAACAUCAAAAUUUGGUCCUUUCUUGUGUUUGAAGAUAAUAAAAAAUAGAUUUCCUUUUGUACUGAUUUUAAAUUGCUUGCUUUGAAAGUGGUAGUCCUGUGUUCUCAACGGCAGAAUGAAAAUGUGUGAGGCAAUGAACUGAAACUACAAUUUACUGUUAUGAAUUUAAAAAUUAUGCCAAUCUCAAGAAAAAAAUAUACUUUACAUGGAAAAAAAUGUAAAUAAAAAAAUCUGCAUAAAAACAUAAAAACAAUAUCAAAAUUCAAAGUGUAAAAACCAAAUAGAGUGAAAUUGAAAGAGCGAUUUGGAAAGAAAAGGUUAAAAGUUUCUGAUCCUAAUCAGAAACCAAUGUUAUCGUCAUUACUCACUUUGAAUCAGGAUCAUCCACUUAACUCUGUUUCUACUGUCUGCUGUUAUUUUACACAUAGCACUACAGUAAAGAAGUCCACUUAGAGUCAGGAUGAAAGUUGAACAUUUUACUUUUAAACAUGCAGCCCUCCCUAAUAGCAGAGCAAGUGGAGAAGGUGGAAAAAAGGGAUUAGCAAUUCAGAUCAUUUUUAACCAGAUCAAAAAUUGUAAACUAGACUGUAUAUAGAAUGGACGUCCUCUGCCUCCUUGCUGGGUGAAGCCUCUGCAAAAAUAGCACCCCCUGGUGACUGGUUGCAGUACAGGCCAUAAAUCCCGCCUCCUCUAGCAAAAUGAAUGAAGCUGUGGACAAACUUUGAAAAUUACACAGAUUAUAAAUUUUUCUCCCCCCUGGUUGCAAUGUUGACAUGUAGUCACUGUAAGACUGGUUUGUGCUCAAGUCCUCUUUUUUCUGUACAGCUCCAUUUUUAAAAGUUAUUAGGGGGUUCAUGUUUUCUAUGACUGACACUUAAUACAGCCUAUGAGUGUACAAGGAUUGCAUAGAUCAUCCGGGGAUACGCUGUUUGAACAGAGCGUCAUAAUAGUGACUUUACUGCCGAGUGCCACUGUGCAAAUGUAGGUUUCAGGAAAUGGAGAAAAUCCCAGAAAUACUGAAAGCAAUUUAGCUUCAAAUCGCACAAUGAUGAGCGGCUGAGUCACAUUGACCGUACAGUCUUUGCCUAUGUCCAAGCUGACAUACUCAUUGUUUUAUUUUAUUUUUAACAAGCCAAAAUAUAUUUAGUUUAAAGUCUGAGAGAGGUAGAAAAAAACAAACAAGAAAGAAAAAGAAAAUGUUCAAAUCUAAUAACCUAGAAUCAAAGAAGAUUAACUUUUUUCCCUAAUUGGCCAAAAAAUGUCAUGAAUCAUUCAUUAAAAAAGUCUGUGAUUAAUUAACAAUACACAGCUGAUCAAUUAAUACUUGGACUUCUUCAGUGAUAACAUCCAGGCCUUAGUUUGUAAAGCGUUUCCCCCGAUGGUGUGCAUAAUCAGCGUUCCUCUCAGGUUAUUUUUUGCAAGAUGUGUAAUGAAGCCUUUUUUCUGUUCACACCUUUAUCAAAAUUUCUGCAUUAAUCAGCAUCCUCUUUUUGCUCUAACAGGAAUAUGAAUGAGAUAAGAUAAGGCUUAAUUGGAUAGAUGUGACUCUUUUUCUUCUUUACCUCUCUGUUGAUGCUUAAAGGUGCUGGUGGACCUCAGUAAUAACCUGAAGAAAGGCAUGUACCCGGAGGCCAACGCCGCCUACCUACAGAGGUAACACAAAGCUGUGAAAACAUCUCUCCCAUAAAUACCAUAUCUGUUAAAUCGAACCUGAUCAGACAAAUUUAGCUUAUUUUUUUGACAUGCUCUUAAAAUGUUCAGCUUGUGUGCUACCAGGAAAAUAAAAUCUUUGUUGCAUCUCAGCAAGACUUUUUUUUCACUGUAGGUGCCACUUUUUUUUUUUUUUCAUAAAUACUGGAUUUUUUUUUUCUUGAAAGUGCUUCUAAAUGCCAGUUAGAGCAUGAGACAUCAAAACUCUCUGCUGAAUCUGUGAGAAAUGAAAAAGAGAAAAAAAAAAUUGUGGGGUUUCAGCUCUCUUGGCAGGAUGUCCUGCUGUGUGUCUAUUCAGCUGAAGUGGAAACAUCAAUUCUUACCAUUUUUGAGCCCCUUACUUCCCCGUCUGUGUGUCUGAAGACAGAAACAAUAGCUGAACUAAAAGUCCUUGCUGUGUGUUCUGCAGACUGGUCCCUGGAGCUGCUGUGGUGAAAGGCCUUAACACGCUGUCUGCUUGGGCUCUGCAGAAUGGACUGCUGGCAGGGAAGCAGGUGAGAGAGGGCUGUAAGUGAAGAAUCUGUUAAAAGAUGUCAGAGGGAUCAAAGGGGAACAGAGGCUAGAAGCUUCUGAAAGCUUUGUUUGACUAGCCUGAGCAUUCAAAGCAGAGUUUUAACAGGAAGAGAUUACAGACUUGAUGUUUUCACAGUGAUACGUGUUUGACUUCAAACUAGAAAACAAUAAUUGCUUUCAUCAUUUCCCGGGACACAACGGGAUAAGUGUCUGUCAGAGUUGUUAUUAAAGCAAGAUGAAGUCUUCAUCAUUCACCAUGCAAAAUUUGGAAAAGCAAUCGAUUUCAUUUGUGUCGCUGCACAUGAUUGAUUCCGGCUUCUUCUCUAAACAAUGGAAGGAGGAAAAAAAAAUGAGGACAGCUCUCGUAUAAACACACAAACAAACAAACACACUUUAUGAUGUUACAAAGUACAAAGAAGCGUGUUUAUUGCAGCUUCCGUUUCACUGCUACAAAGAGAAACACAAACAUGCUGAAAUCUCUGGAGACCAAACCUGAAUCUGCCUCGAAUCCUCUUCAACUCAAACACCCCCCCAACCCCCAAAACAUACACACAGGCACAAACACACACACACACUAUCACACACUAACACACACACACAUUAAUACCAUUGCAGUGCUCUAUUUUCUUUGAAAACAGGUAGCAGUGAGAGAACAUGAGUCGAGCAUCUGAAAGUGUGUAGGUACAGUACAUUUCCACACACAUGCGCAUGCUUGUAAGUGUGUGCUAUUCCCCGGCCGGCAAUUUGAUUAGAUCCACAGCGGGGCCGUGCCUCUGUCACAUUUACAUUCAGAUGGAGAUUUAGUCUGUCGGCCGUCCCCUGCUGUUACUGGUGCAGUAAUGUAGGGAGACAUGGCUGGCUGCCCGGUCCACUUAUACACACACCUGGGGGAAAACCGCUCAAUCCUGCUGCCUCCACUGUACGCCUGUCAAACUGCGCGCUCCUUCUCUCUCACCCUCUCCACAGCUCUCUUUAUCUCUCUUCUUUUGUGCAGUUUUUACCCCCCUUACAAACAACUUAAUCGCCUUAUCACAGAGCUGUGAGUGUGGUAAUAACCUUCAGCAUGGUGAGAACUCCAAAUGGGAUUACAUAUUUAGCACCGUAUGUAAAUAUAGUUUGCAUGUGUUUUGACAUAGCCGUGUAUUUCCAAGGGUUUCAUCCUGAAAUGACUGUGUGGAGAUCAACAAAAACCAGGGUAAUUUUGUCGACAGACACUGUAGGUGUACGCGGCGCAGCCAUGCAUAACAUAUUGGAAACAGGGCUGGUGAGUCAUUGAACAAUAAUCAGAGGGAAAUUAUUAGAAACUGAAAAAUAAAAGGGGAUCGCCAUGAAGAAUUACAGGGUUUUUUUUGUGUUAUUCAAAGGUAUGAUUUGAAGAAAAGAUGCACCUGGUGUUUUGAAUAGUAAUCUUGCUGACUACAUAAUUGCAGAUCAAGAUGUAGUUCGAUGGAACAGUAUGUGCUAAAACCUUGUUCAGAUGUGUUUGAAAUCAUGCCUUUGAGGUAAUUAAAACUGAAAAUGUUUUCCAAUGUUAUAGGAUGUCGAAGCCUCUUACCCGGGGUGUCUUUGACUUUCAAUAUUGCAGAAAAAUUCUUCUCUUUUCAACAAAUUGUAAACUGAGGAGUAUCGACAAAGAGUUUAUUCCAACAGGAUGUUUUGUCUGUGUACUCAGUGCCUCUCUACUGAACUUGUCUGGGUUUUUUUGCACAUUAUUCUCUCUCUCCUUUAUUAUUUUUUAUUUAUUUUUUAAUCAUCCCGGUUACAUAUUUGUCUUAUUCUCUGGAACUGUUGUUGGAUCAGACUUUAAUUACCCCUUAGGGACAAAUUAAGUUUUUAUUAAGUUAAAUUAAAUUGAAUUAAAUUAAAUGAAUAAACCAGGCAGCAAAAUCUUGCACUGAAAAAUGCAGCCAAUCUGGAACCUCUAUAUUAACCCUGCAGUUCCUCAAAUGUCCAUUUGAGGCUUUCUGAGGAGCACAUCUCUUUAUCUUUGUAACUUUGACAGUCUCUGGAAUGUAUUGGUGUGAUUGCACCAGGUAUUUAUUCAUUUAUUUCAUAGGAGCUGGGUGUUUUCCUCUGUUGUUUGCGUUCUGUCACCAGAGUUUGGUACAGACCUUUAUUAAUCAAAGCCGCAGUUGUUGAAUGAAUAUAGGGCAAGUUUAGUUCAGUUGUAAUUUAGCUUAUGCUUCAGAGACAGUAUUUGUCAUUCAGCUUUAAUAAUAGAUGGAGGCGUCUGAGCUAAACCUGUUCAUAGCUAACUGUUAACAAUGGUAACUUAACUACCAUUCAGGGACCUGCUGAUAUCAAUAAUUCCAGUUGCCGAGGCGUUUGUGUCCUCCGGUGACUCUCAAUAACUCAAACAUACUUUUGCUUCAUGUUGAUGAUUGCUUGUGCUGGUCUUUUGUGCAGAGCAAAGGAGAGAUGUAAAUGAAAAUGCUAUUGUCUACACCCACAGGGUCCAUUAUUGAUUGUUUUUUACACAUUUUCGUAGGUGCUCUAUCCGACACUCGACUUUGUAUUGCCAGUAUUUAAAGCCGAACCUAUUCUUAAACCGCCCAUUAAAUCAAACAAUCAUCCCCUUGUGCUCCAGGUGUACCUGUGUGGGAACAGUGCAAAGGCAAAGCAGGCUGUAGGCGAGAUGGCCACAAAGCUGGGCCUCACUGUUUUGGAUAGAGGAUCUCUGUCAGCAGCCAGAGAACUGGAGGACUUCCCCUUGCGGCUGUUCCAAGAGUGGAGGCUGCCGCUACUUGUUGCUAUCGGCCUUAUCGCGUUCUUCUUCUUCUAUCUGCUGAUUAGAGAUGUCAUCUAUGCAGCUGUUGAACAGGACAAAAACAUCUCUUACAGAAUUAUGAUAUCCCUGGCAAACAAGGUAAAAGAGAGCUGCAUUUCUUUUCUUCAAGUAUCCCAUGGAUGGCAUUUUGUUUUCUUUUUAAAGGAUGCGCUCUAUGUUCGCCCUCGAUCUUGCAGGUGUUUCCAAUUGUGUCUCUCAUCAUGUUGUCCCUCUGCUACCUGCCGGGAGUUAUUGCUGCCUUCCUCCAGCUCUACAGAGGGACCAAGUACAGGUCAGACAUCAAACUUGGGCAGAAAUGUUCACUUACUGUGCAAUUUGUUGUUAAAAAAAGGCGUAUCAUAGUCUGAGAAUGAAGUUACAAGCUGACUUUUGGAUGUUCCAGGCGCUUUCCUGAUUGGCUGGACCGCUGGAUGCUGUGCAGGAAGCAGAUGGGUCUGGUUGCACUGGGCUUGGCUUUCCUCCAUGCCAUCUAUACAUUCAUCAUUCCCAUUCGCUACGCUGUCAGACACAAGCUCAUCUCGACAGUGGUGAAUGAGGUAUAGCAGGCUGGUUCAAAUCCUGCAGGGUUUCCUGAAUCCUGAAGACGUUAAGUUUCUAUUAAGACAGUCACCAUUUUAACAGCGCUGUGUUUUUGUCUUUGUGUCUUUCAGAUGAAGAACAAUAAAACCACUCCAUUUUACUUUGAUGACACUGAGGCGUGGGGCACAGAUUCAUUCUAUGUGCUGGGGAUCCUGGGCUUCUUUCUUUAUGUCCUGCUAGGACUUACAUCCCUGCCGUCAGUGGGAGGCACUCUCAGCUGGAGAGAGUUCAGCUUUGUUCAGGUCAGAGCACAGUUAGAAAUAUGUGUUUCUCUGAGUGCAUGUGUUAGUUUUACUGUGGGCUGUGAGUGCUUGUAUUUGCUUUCCAGCCUGUGUUGUAUUACUGUUAUCAGUCAUGCGCUUGCUAUCUGUAAAAAACAUCUCAUAAGGCCGUUCGGAUAAUCUAUAUUUGGAGUGCGCAUGUUCUCACCAGAGUUAUUAAAGUAUUGUAAAAGCAAUACGUCAUUGGCACUCAGCUCCCCAGGGCCAAGUUAACUAACUGCAUGGACGGGGCACAAAGAGCGAAAGCCUGACUGACUUUAGCCCAGGAUUUUAAAUGUUAAGUUAUUCAUUAAAAAGAAUUAUGAUACCUGCUAUGAUCCCAUGGGGGGAAGAUUGUUAAUACAGGUCAUAGAUCCGUUUGUGUAAAGGUCAGGUCCAUAGAUAGUCCACAGAUAGGAAAAGACUCAGAGAUAGAGGCCAAGGUCAUGAUAUUCUUCAUGAUCUGGUGUAGAGAGUUGAGCAAAAAACCACAAUAACAGGUAUUUCCAACAUCUGUGCAACAUUUGAGGACAAAUGCCACGGAAAAUUGAUUAAACUUAUCUUUUUUUUUUUAAUUUCUCAUUGUAUUUAUUGAAAAAAUCAUCUAGAAAUAUGCUCACUUCCAAAAAUAGGGUAUCCACCAACACCCAAAGCAGGUUAAUUACAUGUUAGCCACUAAGAGGAUUUUACAUAUGACCAGAUUUCAACACAGCAGUGAUUGUUCAUAUGUUAAUUAAUUUCUUGUUACUAUGGUUAACCUUUAUUUUCUGUCUUGUUGAGAGUUAAUUUAUAGUUUAUAAGUUAGUACUUAUAGUAGCUUUGUGUCGAUUCUGAGUUGGCUCAGACUGAAAAAAGGAGAACAUCUACUAAGCAGCCACACCAGUUAGCUAGAUAGCUAACAGGUUUCUAUUGUGCUUCUAUAAUCAAUACAGAAGAUAAAAUGUGCAAAUGAUAAAGGGUGUGUUUAUGAGGGAUUAAAGAAUAUGGCAGAUUUUAUUUUGGGUGUGGAACCUUCUGCUGAUAAAGAUAGGAGUUAACUGGUGAGCUUUUAGGUGCUGAUAGGCAGGUUUUUAUUACUUUUCUACCAAUUAGUAGCGGCCCUCAGUGAAGCAAAGCAAAGCAGUGAGGUAGCUAGCUCUAGCUACAUGUUUAAAGCUCAAACAUAAGAGUGGUAUUGAUCUUCUCUAAUUCUCAGAAAAAUAUCUUUUGAGCAUACCUUUUACGUAAGAUGUUACAGUAUUUUUUAUGACAUUUAUGUUCUUUUUUUUCUUAGUCAAAGCUGGGCCACCUGACCUUGUUCAUAUGCACGGCGCAUGGCUACAUAUACGGCUGGAACAAAUUUCUACGCCCUUCAACAUACAAGUGGUACACUCCUCCAGGCUACAUGCUCUGCCUGAUCGUACCUUCUAUAGUGCUGGUGCUCAAAUUCCUGAUCCUUCUCCCCUGUGUGGACCGGACCCUUACCCGCAUCCGUCAAGGCUGGGAGAGAACCGAGCCAAAGGAAGAGAUGGUUAUGACCAAGGCGACUAAUCUAUAAUCACUCCUAAAUCACUUUGGAAAGAUAUCUUAAC